Postia placenta MAD-698-R-SB12 is the source of this 603-nucleotide messenger RNA. RefSeq lists its product as hypothetical. NCBI's taxonomy places the organism in Eukaryota, Fungi, Basidiomycota, Agaricomycetes, Polyporales, Adustoporiaceae. The record is from RefSeq and is a predicted model, not a curated record. The transcript is spliced from 5 exons. The coding region runs from base 97 to 522 and encodes 141 amino acids.
UGAAAUCGAAAUCUCGCGCUUGUUCGCUCCCGUCCUCUUCCUCUGCCGUUCGUCUCCACCUGUGUCGACCCCGCGUCUUCCCUGCUCCUUCUCGCCAUGCCCAAGGUCGUCUCUCGCUCCGCCGUUUCAUCCUCCACAGAUGCACAACCCACUGCGUCAUCAACAGCAGCGCUGCGCGUCUACUAUUGCAUCUGCGGCGAGUUCAUUCUUGUCAUAGACAAAAGCUUAGCUUCUCUGCCCAAGCGAAGGACAGAUGGCGCAGUCAUCGUCCAAUGUCGGGACAGCGAGCUUGGGAAAGCCAAGGUCUUCAAGCUGAACGCAGUAAACAAGGAUCCCAUACUCGUUGAGCGCGAGAACGGCCACGAAAGGCAGCACAAAUUCCACUGUCCGCGGUGUAGUCUGCCUGUGGCGUAUCAAUCGACGCCGCCGCCUGUCAAGUCAGGUCCCUAUCUAUACAUUCUCAAGGGAGCCCUUAGUCAGGUCCAGGGUCAAGUUCCGUCUGAUGCAUUUGAGGACGAGUGAUAGUCGUAGUGUAGCUAUGUGUUGGCCAAAAGGACUGUUUAUAUCUAGUUCUGCUUGAAUGUGAUCGACUAGCAUCGUGUU